Messenger RNA from Photinus pyralis (common eastern firefly), 1748 nucleotides. RefSeq lists its product as uncharacterized. Gene Ontology annotation, cellular component: Cajal body. Gene Ontology annotation, molecular function: U2 snRNA binding; U1 snRNA binding. The transcript is spliced from 4 exons. Gene Ontology annotation, biological process: spliceosomal snRNP assembly. The record is from RefSeq and is a predicted model, not a curated record. Bases 103 to 1500 code for a protein of 465 amino acids. NCBI's taxonomy places the organism in Eukaryota, Metazoa, Arthropoda, Insecta, Coleoptera, Lampyridae.
UUGUGGUGAACGCGCCCAUUGUUUGUACUUCGACAUGCUUGCUUUUUAUGAAUUAUUGUCAAUUAAUUUGUUGAGAAUAUUUGUUUUGUGAUUGUAUUUAAUAUGGAACAAAGAGUGAAAGUGCACUUGGACAGCUUUUUUACAGAUUACCGUAGCCUCUGCUAUGUAUAUGCAAAUAAAAAUAUGAAGACUAUUCAAGAUUUGAUCCAUCAUAUAUCCAGCAAGUUUGAUGUACCUUCUACGGUUUACUUAACAUCAAACAAUAUAUAUUUGCCCCCCUUUGAAGAUAUUAGGAUAUUAGGAGACUGUGACUCCAUCGUGGUGAGACCACUGGUACGCAACCGAACGUCUAAAAAAAAGAAGCAAAAGUUUUCUGAUGAACCGUCGGCUGAAGUGGAUAAGUCGAAAAAUUGCAAUGCAAGCGUAGUCAUCGACCAGAAUAAAGCUAGCCAGAGGUUGGAACAUCCGGAAUGCAUGAGUAUUGAUGGGAGUGAAGGCGAAGAUUGUACCGAUUCGGCUAUCCGGCAUAAAAAAAAGAAGAAAAAAGAGAAGAGAACUAAAGCUGAUGAUCCUCCUGAAGAGCUGAUUAACCUAUUGGAGUCGACAGUCCCGAAUGAUACAACCCUCAACCGGCCUCUAAAUCCGACCAUAGUGAAGAGGGCCCCCUCGAUUUCGUCCACCCCAACUUGUAGUCUCUCAGUUACAAAUUUAUCAAAAGUGUUUCGGAAGCAAAUUUCGACAACUCCAAGUAUUGAACAGCCAAAACCCAUUCGCGUGGGUGAGGCCGUCGUCGCCGAAUUUGCACGGAGAAAAAGAGUCGACCUGCUUCCGAUUUCAACCGCCCCCAACAUCGUAAAAUCGAUCCUCGUGUCCGACCAAGACAGUAAUUUAGAUACCAACACCGUCUACGACGUAUCCUCCUCGAGCGAAUCUGAGUGCUCUCAAUCGAAGGAGACUUGCGAAGUGCCCGAAACCAAGCAGCGAAAACGCAAAAGGGUUCGCAAGCGCAAGCCGAAACCGCCACUCACUCCCUUGCCUUAUUGCCCGCCGCGAAGUUUAAACGGUUCCAGUUCUCCACACUUGCACCUUCGAUUCGAUAACGAACCCGAGGCGGUCGAAAGUCCUCCAGCUCCGGAAGAGAUUGUGGAAAAUGUCGAUAAGGUGCAGAUUGUGAAUUAUAAAGAUCUAUGCGAGAACGAGAUUAAGAAUUUUCCCAUAAUGAAGGGGGUGGAUCCAAAAGUGGAUGAUAUAAUCGCAUUUAAGAGAUUUAUGUUGUCUGAGAAUUACACGCCAGAGGUAUCGAAUUACAUUAUUGGAAGUGUUUGUAGCUACUCGCCAUCCACAUCAACAGUUGUCAUAAAGGUCUUAGAGGGAAGAGAACAAUGUAACGAUCCCAGGGGAAAAUUUUAUAUGGAAGAAAAUGAAAAUGGCGUGCAGAGUAGUACAGUUCAUCAGUAUGUGUGGUCAGAAUUAAUCGAGCCAAGACUGUUGUUUCCGUAGAUUUAAUUUUUUAAUGUAUAUUUUUCUAUUGUUCAUAUUUAUUGGAUAAAGCAAAAGCUUAUGCAUUUCCUGAAAGCCGCUUUGAAAAUAAAUGUAUGGCUGUGUUUACACCAAAACCCCAGGUAAUGUCGAUUUAGAAAAGUUAGUGUAUUUUUUAAAUUCCUGUACUGAAGGGUGAUAUGAGCUCAAGUCUUUUUUAUCAUUCUUAGUAAUGUAAACAAUGAUCGGUUUAAUAAAAAGUAUUUAAA